UCCUUAAUUCUCCCAAACACCAAUGGCACCGCCUCAUGCAGCUCAGACAAUGCCAUUGCCAACGCCAAGACCACCACCACCAUUGGUCGUUCCCACAAACUCCUCCGCACAGACAGUUCGCAUGCCGAUUUCCUUACUACCAGCAAACAACAAAAGCAAACGUAGUUCCACAAACAAAUUCUUAGGCAAAUUUCGUUCUAUAUUCCGGUCAUUUCCCAUAAUUGUGCCCUCGUGCAAGAUGGCUACCUUGAACGGAAACCGAGCAAGUGAAACAAUCAUCCAUGGCGGAACAAGGAUAACUGGAACCCUAUUUGGUUAUCGAAAAGCAAGGGUGAAUCUUGCUUUUCAAGAAGACUCUAAAUGUCACCCAUUCCUUCUCUUGGAGCUGGCUAUUCACACGGGAAAGUUGCUCCAAGAUAUGGGAAUGGGGCUUAACAGAUUAGCAUUGGAGUGCGAGAAGCAUUCCAACAAUGAUAAAACAAAGAUCAUUGAUGAACCUAUUUGGACGCUAUUUUGCAAUGGGAAGAAAACGGGUUAUGGAGUGAAGAGAGAUCCAACAGAUGAUGACUUAAAUGUGAUGCAAAUGUUGCAUGCGGUAUCAGUGGCGGUUGGCGUGCUUCCAAAAGAAAUGUCGGACCCUCAAGACGGAGAAUUGUCAUACAUGAGGGCACAUUUUGAACGUGUGAUUGGGUCUAAGGAUUCAGAGACUUAUUAUAUGAUGAUGCCUGAUGGAAAUAACAAUGGACCCGAACUUAGUGUGUUCUUUGUUAGGGUUUGA
This is a messenger RNA of Trifolium pratense (red clover), 778 nucleotides long. RefSeq names its product protein MIZU-KUSSEI 1-like. Gene Ontology annotation, biological process: hydrotropism. The coding region runs from base 23 to 778 and encodes 251 amino acids. The transcript has a single exon. The record is from RefSeq and is a predicted model, not a curated record. NCBI's taxonomy places the organism in Eukaryota, Viridiplantae, Streptophyta, Magnoliopsida, Fabales, Fabaceae.